AUGGUAGGAUCCGGUUGCAACCACUAUGGUUGCCCCUGUCGCUCAUCAGAUACUCAAGCACAAGCUGGUCCAUCACGGCAUCGCUCCUCCUCACCUUCUCCCGCUCCAAGGCAUACCCGUUCAUACCCAAUCCACUCACCUACCGAACCCGCCUCCUCCACCUCUAUUUACAAAUCCGCCACAGACUAUGCCCGCUCCCUCCAAUGGACGAAACAAGAAACCGACGACUUCCUUCUUCGCAAUCGCACUCUCGUCACCGCCGGAACAGCCUCACUCGUUUCCACCGCUGCCUCGUUCCCCUUUGACUCUGUCAAAUCUCGCCUGCAGGUCCGCGACUAUCCAUCCAUCUGGGCGUGUGCCAAAUCAGUCGUACGCGAAGAAGGCGUUCGAGGAUUCUUCCGUGGCGUAACGAUCCCUCUCAUCACCAUCUCUUUCGUUCGCACCUCUUCCUUUUCCAUCUAUUACAACACCAAAGCGCAUCUUCAUCGUCAAAACAUCUUUUCCGACUCUUCCCGACUUGUUCACACAGCGCUAUCCGGUACUGCAGGCGGAGCAACAAGUGGAAUCAUCAUCUCCUGCGGUUCUGCACCUUUCGAGUUAGUUAAAGUGCAAAGGCAACUCGAAUAUCUCAUUGCUGUACAGAAAGGUUUGAUUAAGAAACAACCCACUACUGAAGGGGCAGCACAAGGUCGAGCGAGAGGCGCAGUGUUUGUUCCGCAAUCUGGCUUUCAAGCAGCAGCCAACAUCUACCGCAACUUUGGCGGAUUGAAAGGUUUCUAUAUGGGUUUCCCUCUUCAUAUCGCUCGAGAUACUUUCGGUACAGCUCUCUACUUUGGAUUUUACGAUAGCAUUCGAGCACUCGUAACACGUCACUCAAAGAAUGAUUCCAGUAGCCGUGCACCUUGCUUGUACGGCAUUCCAGGACCCGUGGUUUCGUUUUUAUCCGGUUCAUCAGCAGGAAUUUUAUCUUGGUUCAUAGUCUAUCCCGUAGAUUUAAUCAAGACCAAGGUGCAGAGGGAUGCGCUGGCAGGGAAUCCAAAGCUGUUUUCAGGUUGGCAGGUGUUUCUGCAUAUGAUCAAGGAACGCCCGCCAAUACAGGCAGAUGUCAACACCAAGGAGGGGGUAGGGGGGAACAAGAGGAUGCUCAAGACAGAUACGUUUUUAGCGAGGUUCUUGAGGUUAUAUCGUGGCUUGGGGGUUAGCGCUUUGAGGAGUUUCAUUUCACACGGUUUGACAUGGACUCUUAUCGAAUCGAUUUCGGGCAAGAUCACCCAACGUACGGGUCAAGCGGUCUCCUAUGCUCCAGACAGUCGGAAAGAGAACUGA
This is a messenger RNA of Ustilago hordei, 1326 nucleotides long. RefSeq lists its product as uncharacterized. NCBI's taxonomy places the organism in Eukaryota, Fungi, Basidiomycota, Ustilaginomycetes, Ustilaginales, Ustilaginaceae. The coding region runs from base 1 to 1326 and encodes 441 amino acids. Gene Ontology annotation, biological process: transport. The transcript has 2 exons. The record is from RefSeq and is a predicted model, not a curated record. Gene Ontology annotation, molecular function: transmembrane transporter activity.